This is a messenger RNA of Pocillopora meandrina, 8571 nucleotides long. Lineage: Eukaryota; Metazoa; Cnidaria; Anthozoa; Scleractinia; Pocilloporidae. The record is from the annotation of a GenBank genome assembly.
AUGAGUGAAAAACUUAAGCCCCAUCCAGUUGAAAUACAUGAAGAACACAAACACUGGUAUAGAGGUUGGUACCAGAAGACCAAAGUAGCAAGGUGAGUACUGAUUGAGACAGGACUCUGGAAAAUCCUGAAAAAAAACAAGAUAUGCCAUCAUUAGGUGUUAAUGUAUCCUUACCUAGUGGAAGUUAAUGUAAGCCCUACCAUGCAUAAAGCUCACAAGUGCCUCAGACUCUUCUUGUUUUGACUCUUUUAUCCCUAAGAGUAAGUCCCAUCUAAUUUCUCCUUACAAUAUCACCUCUGAAACAAACAUUAAGGUCAGGAGAAUAAAAGAAAUGAUCACCAACUAAAGAAACUCUUGAUUGUUAAACAAAUUCUCCUAAUCUGCACCUUAGAAAAUGCAUAGAGAUCAGUGUGGAGAAUAUUGCAUUUGCAUACUAUUGUCAGGGUGUGAAGGGUUAACACAUUGACAAAAACAUCAAAAUGGAAAAAAAAAGCCAGCCUGACGGCAACGUUUAGUAGAGCUCCCUCUUCAAAAUGUCAAUCAAGCAUCACUGACUUGCAGUCUUGUAUGAUAUUCAAUCAGGGAUGGAUGUUUUUGUCCACUGAACUGCAGAAUAUACUUCGCAUCCCUUAUUCUAAAAAAACCACUAGCUACAAGUGCAGGUGUUCCGGUGUAUAACUUAGUAUUUCAUGCAAAAUAUCAAAGCUAGCACUGAGCUUACGCUUAAGUUCAUCGCCAUGUCCAUAUAAACAUCUCUGUAUGUACAUGAACAUUGAUAACUGUGAAGGUGGGUUGUGAGGAUGCAUUUUUAAGCCGAGCAUUCCUACUUUCUGCUGAAGAAAAUACGUCAAUUAACUCACCUCUGUAGUUAGAUAUGUAUAAAAUAUUCCAACAAGGCAAAAAAUAACGACGAUCGGAGAGAAUACAAGCAAAAAAUACGGAGCUAAAUUGUCGGCAAAAGUGUAGUGAACUGCACCUUCUCUGUCCUCCAUUACAUUUAUACGGGAAACCGCUGCAGAACACGUGUGGAGUGAAAUCGCGGUCUCUAGAAUCCAAGAUGGCGGGAGAUUCAGUUCACGCGGUGUAUCGAAGCCCCCUCACAAGUCGAUAUGCUAGUCCUGAAAUGGCGUUUAAUUUCUCUGAGGACAAGAAGUUCUCCACGUGGAGGAAGUUAUGGCUUUUUCUAGCAAAAUCUGAGAAGGUACACCCAAUUUUAGUACUUUUAGUGCUUAUCUAAGAAUUAUAGCACCCCCUAAAUUAGAAACAGGUAAUUAGAACACCUCUAUUUCAAGGUACCCCUCUAUUUAAGGGGAUAUAAUCUUCGGUAUAGACUGAAAAUACCCCCUUUACGUCUAUUCUCUUAAUUGUUUAAGGGACACUUUCUCUAUUCCUGAUAGUGUCUCUCACGUGGAGGUUCCUUGCUGGUGAAUACACCACUAAUCAUGAUCAGAACAGGCUGGCUAGGCUUGUGCACUCAAUCAGAUAUUUCUGUUGUUGGGAGGAACUGACUGGCCAGGAUAGUCAAUAUCUAAAGUGGAUCCUUAAGUGAAAUGAAAGUUUUCAGAAAGUAGCUAAACCCUCCAAAAAUAAUGCAUAUCCAUUUUUAAAUUGACUUUCCUAGAUGAUUAGUUCUACCUAAUGGCUUGAAAUCUCCCUUCCACUCAAGUUUUUGCAAAGUAUUCUUCUGUUUAUUCCCACCCUCCAGUAAAAGGAAGAUAUAUUUUCCCUGCUGUCCCAGUCGUUAAAGUGCCUUUAUUUUUUGGUAUCUCAGACUUUUUUCUCCUUGAGGACAGCAACUUUGUUGAAGGUUCAUCCUGUUGAGGCUUUUAAUUGUAGCCUCUAUAACUUGGAAUCUCUCAUGAGUAGAGUCUUGAUUUUUCCAUAGACUCUAGGGCUGGAAAUCACAGAUGAGCAAAUCCAGGAAAUGGAAGCCAACUUGAAAAAUAUAGACUACAGCUUGGCUGCAGUUGAGGAGAAGAAACGUAGACAUGAUGUUAUGGCACAUGUCCACACAUUUGGUGUGUGCUGUCCAAAGGCUGCUCCUAUCAUCCACCUGGGAGCAACAUCUUGUUAUGUUGGUGAUAACACUGUGAGUUUAAAAUGAGAGACAUCUCCUUGAAAGGAUAAAUUUAUUUAUUGAACCUCCCAGAGAGAUAUUUUGUGUAAAUACUGGUGUGGUGAAACAGUAGCAAAUGUAAUGUUGUAAGCACAACACAGGAUGGCUUUUUCUAUGAUAGCAGAGAGGGUGGAAACGGAGGGGAUCCUUGUCUUGUUCUACUCUUGAAUUUUAGAAAAAUUCAAGCAUCACAUGCACUUUGAACAGUGUUCCAUGCAUCAUGAAUUUAAAAGGGAAAUCUUCAAAUAUCACCUUACCUUGCCUCUCUGUAAAUUUAAUACAUUACAUAUUAGAUUUGGGCUUAAUCACAUGUCAUGUAUAAACCCUUCCCCACCCUCAGUAGGGGACUGCUAGGCUGAAGUAACACAAAAGCAUGUUUAACAUUAUUAUAUUGUGAAUACUUUUUUCAAUGCAAAUGGGAGGAUAAUAACCCUUUCACCCCUAAAAGUGACUAGCAUCUAAUUUUUCAUUACAAUAUCACCUUUGAGUCACACGCUAAGGUCAUGAGAGUAAUGGAAAUGAUCAACAAUAGAAGCUCUGGAUUGUUAAGCUAAUUCUCCUCGUCAGCACCUUAGGAAAUGUAUAGAGAACAGUAUGGAGAAUAUGCAUACUGAUGUUAGGGUGUAAAGGGUUAAACACACUCUUCUUAGACCCUUUACAGACAAACGUCUGGAAUGUCUUAUGAUGGACUUAUCGGGGGGGGAUGGUAUAUGUAUGUUCUAUAUACUUUAUCUUGUAUGAUUGUCCUUAUCCCCUUAACCCUUUAACUCCCAUGAGUGACCAAGACAGAAUUUCUCCUUACAAUAUCAAUGCAAUAUCAAUCAGAUAAGUGAUGAGAAUAAGAAAAAAUAUAAAUUUGGGGAUAAUUAGGUGAUUCAAUACUAAAUUCUCUGAACUAACAUCGAAAGAAUUAUAUGGUUGACAGUAAGGAGAAGUAUACAUUUGAUCUGAGAGUUAAAGGGUUAAUUGAAGCAUUCUAUUGCUAUGGUUUCAAAUCAUAUAUUUGCAGACAAUGAAUCUAUUUUUCCAUUUCUAUAAAAUAACUUGCAAGAUAAAUAAAGAGGGUUGAGGAUGUAAGGGAAUUAAAAAUUGUGCAUAGUUACUGAUAUUUUGAGAGGCCUUUCCCUUCUUCCCUGUACCCCUCUUCCCUCUCACCCCUCCCUUCCCUCCCCCCCCCCCCUCCCUCUUUGUUUGUAAUGUCACUUUACUACGGUUUUGCCCCUUUUUUUCCAUGUCAGAAAUGUUUGGGAACUAGCCAAAUUCUUGGGCAUGGAGCUACAGAAGUCCUCGCCAUGAGCAGUAUUUGCUUAAAUAAUGUGGGUCACUAAGCUCUUAAUAAGAUUUCCUUGGUAUUUUAGUUUUUUUCACCGUAAACACCUUGAUAUAGGCCAAGGGUAUUCAUGCUUAGGCACAUUUUUUCCUCCAUAGUCAUAGUUCUGAAUGAACUCAAGCAAUUCAAUAAAAGACCUUUCUUGAAUCUCUUUUUAGGACUUAAUUGUUAUAAGGGAUGCUUUUAAUAUUUUACUCCCAAAGGUAAGAUUCAUGCUUAAAUCUCUGUACUCUUUGUUUGACGCACAGUAAUAUAAUAGGAAUUCACUCUCUGGUCAGAGCAAUGGGGUAAUGCUCAAAAAAUCACCUUUUCAAAAUGUGCCACUGCAUUCUACAGAUCUUUAUCAGAUUCUCGUUAAUAAUGAAUCAAGCUUUCCACUUACUCAUCAGCACUGUACAAGAGUGUCUUUAGAAACUGAUGCUUUUUAUGUAUAACAAGGGACUUGCAGGUACAAUACUAAUUUAGAGAGAUGCAGCAAGUAUUCAUUAAUAAUGUCCACAAUAAACUUUCAUCCACUAGUUCUCAGUUAAUGAAGUACUUGGAUAUAGUCUCAUAUCAAGUUUGCAUUUGUAGAUCAUAUUCUGUUAAUGUGUUUGCUACUAUAUAUAUUUAUUUAUUUGUUCAUUUAUCUAAAGCUUGCCAGAUGCAUAGAGAGGCUAUCAGACUUUGCGGAGAAAAACAAGUCAAUUCCUACACUUGGUUAUACACAUUUUCAGUAAGUUCAGUAUUUAGCUGCUUUUGAAAAAGCACAUUUGUGGAAAGCAAAAGCAACCACCUUUUUUUCCUAACUAAUAUUUACAUCCAGAAGCAUUUGGCUUAAUAACUUAAUAGUAAGGACUGCAAUAUGCAUCAAACUUUUUUGCAACUCAGAUGCAGAGGUUAUUCCAGGCAGGGGGCACUUAUUUGGCAGAAGCACUAAUUUUAAAGUUGUUAUAUUUCUCAGAAUUAACAAGAAGGAAAUGAAAAAAACAUUAUGACUGAAUGAUGGUAAAAAAUUAAUUUUCUUUACUACAUCUUCUUUUGUUGAGAAAUGGUGGGAAAAAUUGGUCCAGGUUUACCACUAAGUGGUUUUUUUGUAAGGAAAAUUACAUAUUUCUGCAUGAGUGAGGACUUUUGAAAACCUGCAGGAGUCCAUUUUUUUGCAUUCUAACUCAAAGCUUGGGCAGCUAUUGUCAGACUUUUCCAUGAGUGAAUUUUGGGUUUAUCAACUGAGUUGAUAAUGUACAUUGGCCAUUGUAAAGAGUCUCUAAAGCUGACGCUUUGAGUGUUAGGCCUUUAUUGGAGCAAAGGUGAUAAGUGAUUGUAGAGGUUGUAGUUUCAUCUUUUUAUCUUCAGACCUGCUCAACUCACCACUGUUGGAAAGAGGGCAAGUCUUUGGCUGUCAGAUCUCCUAAUGGACCUGAGGAAUCUUACUAGGGCUCGUGAUGAUUUAAGAUUCAGAGGAGUAAAAGGAACAACGGGUACUCAGGCCAGCUUCCUUACUCUGUUUGAUGGUGAUCAUGAGAAGGUAGCCAUUAUGUUCUCUUGGUUUAUUCUUUUGAGUCACUCCGGUGCACCCAGUUGUUUAUUACCUUCUAAGGAGAGACCAAAGUCUGAUUUCUCCCUACAAUUUCAAAUUGAUAUCAAGCAGAUAGGUACUGAGAAAAAAAGAAUGAUAUCUACUUGAGAGUAUUUCACUGCUAUCAAAUUCUCAGAAAGAACAUCAUAAAACAUUUAUGGCAGAAGGAAAGGAGAUUUAAUAUUUUGAUCUAGCCAGUGAAAGGGUUUGUCAAUGGAUGAGUAACAUAAAUUUUAGAUUUUCUUGAUUCAGUUUCAUGGUUUUAAACUGUUUUUUGGUCUUCUUGAUUUCUGGCUGAAAGAUCUUCCUAGCAGAUUAUCUUGUUGAGGAUUUCCAAUGAUUCUUUUUUUAAUCUCACAGGUGGAACAACUUGACCAACUGGUCACAGAAAUGGCUGGUUUUAAAAGUCACUACAUUGUUACAGGGCAAACAUACAGCCGUAAAGUGGACUUGGACUGUCUAUCAGCUCUGAGCAGCCUAGGAGCAUCAGUUCACAAGGUAUUAUCACAACUCUGUGUAAUGCAGUAGGAAUAUAGGGCAGAAAUACAUUAGAGACAUUUUAAGCAUAGGAGAAACGUCUUACAAUUUAAGAGGAAAUGGUGUUUGUCUUUGCGUCCUCAAAUUUAAUCUUAAUUUUAUGAGAAACUCUUUUACUUACAAGUGUGCUCAACUAUGGAAUAAACUUCCGGAAGAUGUCAAGAUGGCCGAUGAUGUUAAUGUUUUUAAGUCUAAGCUAAGAUCAAUUCAGCUGUAAUGUUUUUAUAUAUUUUUUUAUAUUUUAAAUUUUUUUUUGAGUGUACGUAGAUUAUAGAUUAUUUAUUUAAAUUUCUUUUUUUUUUCUUUUUAUACUAGAUUUUUUAUUGUAAUUGUAGAUUGAAUGCACGUUCGUAUUUCGAACGAGCACUUGUGCUCCUAGACGAUAACGUGGUUAAAUAAAUUAUUGAUUUGAUUAUUGAUUCAUUGGUUAAUGCUGUACUGUUAAACCUUAGCAUUUUAGCAAACCUUUAGUUAUGUUUUAAAGUUGCACAGACAGUGACUACUGGAAGCCAAUUCACAAUAAAGUGAAUUAAGCAGCCGUUGACGUAACACUGAGUGCAGUGAAUCCUUUAACCUGAUACUUUCAAACUGAAACUGUUUUUCUGUUUUAGAUAUGUACAGACAUCAGGCUUCUAGCAAAUCAAAAAGAAAUCGAGGAACCAUUUGAGAAAGAUCAAAUUGGUAGGUAUACACUUUAAGUGUUCCUAGACAUUAAAUGAAAACUAGCUCUGAUUUUUGGCUAGCUAGAAAAUCUAAAAAGACCUGAAAUCCCUUAUUCCUAAUAGAUGUCUCAAUAAUUGAGAGAAUUUUUUCAUGGCAGAUUUAUUUUAGGUCGCUGUAACUCUCUAAAUAGAUAGACUUAGUUAGUUAGACUUAGCUAGUUAGUGUUCUGGUGCAUCACUUUGCCGGCCAGAUUUUCAUUUGAUGUUUGUUGUGUGUUCAAGGUUCCAGUGCUAUGCCUUACAAACGGAAUCCAAUGCGGAGUGAAAGAUGCUGCAGUCUUGCGCGUCAUUUAAUGGUGCUUGUAGGAGAUGCACAGCAGACAGCAGCUACGCAAUGGCUGGAGAGGACACUGGACGAUAGCGCUAACAGGUCAUUACACUGACAUGAUGAUUGCUUCAUGAGCGCGCAUUUCAAUCGAGUAUUACAAAGAUAAAGCUAAAGUGAUCACAAAGUCUAAGCUGGAAAAAGAAAAUAUUUAACUUGUUGAACGAGGGUCAAUUUUUACGUUUUUUAGGCGGGUGGAGGCGAAUUUAAAGAGCUGGAUACGCGAAGGGAGGAGCGCUAAAAGAUUCCUUUUUUCGUUCUUCCUCUCGCGUGUGUCUCGCCUCUCGCUCGUUUCUAUCUGCUCGAGCGCGCGUCUCUCCUUGUAUGCGCGUCACGCCCCUCGCGCUAGGCAAGCGCGUCCGAAAAACGCAAAAAAAAAAAUGGCCUCUAAAAUUUUGACUAUAAUUUUUUAAUCUCGCAGGAGAAUAAGUUUAGCUGAAGCAUUCCUUACAGCUGAUAUUUUGCUUAGUACAUUGCAAAAUGUUUCAGAGGGUUUGGUGGUUUAUCCCAAGGUGAGAACGAAUAUUCUAAGCAAAGCUGUCGCAUUGUAAAUGAUUUUUUUGUUACAUUAGCCUGAAAUUAAAAAAUACUUAGGUUGAUAUUAACAAGAUGUACAGUUUGACUUUGUUUAACCCUUAAACUCCCAGUGGAGAUAAAACUUUAACUUCUCAUAACAAUGUCGAUAUAUUAUCCAGAAAACAAGUGCUGAGAAUUGACAGACUCGUCAGCUGAAGAGUUUUAAGCUUGAGAGCAGACCUUCAUUGUGACUGCUCCCAGACGCGCGUUUUUCCGCCCGCGGGGAGAAUUGAAACGAGGCGAGGAGAGGUUUGCCAGGAGUCUGGUACCUUGCCUCAUUAUCAGUGCUCUGGCAGACCUCUCGCCGACUCGCGUUGCUGAAGGCUGUGCCUUAUACUUUCCUCGGGCGAAGAAACACUCGUGCCGAAGUGAUAAUAGUGAGGUAGGCUAGAUAGUUUUAUUUGAUAUAACACCAAAUAAUGAACUUAUUUACUUAGUAACGUGGGAAGCCAGAAAAGAGAAAACUGAUUAAACCCAAGGGGUUAGAGGAGUUGGAAUUGUUUUAACAUUUCGUCCUUGUUUUUGUUGUUGUUGUUGUUGUAGGUUAUUGAUCGCCAUAUUCGACAGGAGUUACCUUUCAUGGCGUCUGAAAAUAUCAUAAUGGCAACGGUGAAAGCAGGGGGAAAUAGACAGGUUCGUGCCUAUUACCAAGGUAACGUGGCGGAAGAUGCGCGCCCUGGGUUGCAUUGGACCUCACUUCCUUCCCCCUCUCUGUUGAGGCAUAAAAAAGCACCUGGUUAUCACUUCCAGAGUCGGUACAAUUUUAGGAUAAGAGCUCUUGAAGUGUUAAUCACCCCUCCCUCCCCCCACCUUCUAUUUGACUGCUGAUGCAUAAAAAACUUUUGAUUCUCUUGCAACCUUAAUCUUUCAGUAAGCUGCUACAGUGAUUAUACUUUAAAGGCAAUUUGUUCUCCUGCUCCGAAAAACUCAUGGAAACUUGGUCGAUAAUGACAUUUUUUAUUAUAACAUCACCAGACGACAUUCGUUUGAGCGAUUUUAUUUACUUUUGCAUCAGAUUCGAAGGACUAGAAGCUUUGACGGAAAGUUCUACCGUGACAAGUUAUUGUUGUAAAUAAAAACAUAUUCUCUUACCAAAACAGACUUUAUGACGAAGUCGUGCAUAACUUUUUUUCCAUUCUAACUUUUUUAAGAAGCCUGCUUUCAAUCGAUUCUCUUUACUUUUGCAUCUGACAGGAGUGUCACGAGAAGAUCCGCGUUCUGUCCCAGGAGUCUGGGGCGGUUGUCAAGGAGCAAGGUGGUGACAAUGAUUUGGUUGACAGGAUCAGGAGAUGUGAAUACUUUGCUCCAAUUCACAAUCAGCUGGACGUCAUCUUGGAUGCUAGUACGUUUGUGGGGCGUGCACCCCAGCAGGUUAGAAAAGCCUUGUUUUUGAAGGAAUGGAAUUGA